CCAAAAGUCAUUCAUUCGUUUGCCAAGCUCGCCUUGCACUAAACGCCAGCAUGACUCUUCUUCGACUUUUGGCUUUCGCCUUCCUGGUCCUCAGCACUGCUCAGGCCAAUCCGAGCACCCACGAUUUGGCUUUUGACGUUUACCUGGCCCGCGAAGAAGUGGUUUAUUUCCGUCAACAGUCUGUCACCUACUCGGGUGCUCUGGUCACCUUCCAGGGUAGAUUCGACACCACGGUCCCAGCCUUGGCGGACACAAUUAUCUCCAAACUCCAAGGACUUAAUGUUGAUAUUCAGGAAAUUACUGCCAUCCAAAACCUCUUCAAUAGUGGUUUCCAAACUGUUACUGACGCUGUCAAAAAUAUCGAAUCCACCCUGCAAAAUACAACUGUGACCUCAGGGGGCGUCUUAACGUCUUUGGAUACGAGUGACUGGGUCGCUCUUAGGGAGCAGAAUUCAGCUUUGACUUUGGAGCUGAAUUAUAUUGAUAAUCAAUUCCAGUCUGCAAAGGCCCAGUGGAUCGUAGUCGAGGUUGACCAGGAGAGCAACUUGUAUUUGGCUCUGCAAGGCCAGGAUGCAGGGACAGUUGCCAACGUUAUGGUUGAUUGGGAAGACAUUAAAAGUUUCUUCAAAUCUGAUGGAAUCGUUCUUGAGAAUGAAAAUCAGAUUUUCACCGUUAGAGGGGGAAAGACCCUGGAUUCUCUUCGAAUUGUUCUGGAGCAAGUCCUUUAAACAGAUGUUGAGAGUAAAUAAAUAAUUAUGUAUGAUGGAAU
Neocloeon triangulifer is the source of this 769-nucleotide messenger RNA. RefSeq lists its product as uncharacterized. The record is from RefSeq and is a predicted model, not a curated record. The coding region runs from base 51 to 728 and encodes 225 amino acids. The transcript is spliced from 4 exons. Lineage: Eukaryota; Metazoa; Arthropoda; Insecta; Ephemeroptera; Baetidae.